Bombyx mandarina (wild silkworm) is the source of this 1372-nucleotide messenger RNA. It is a transcript of the gene Prp40, whose product is annotated as pre-mRNA processing factor 40. The record is from RefSeq and is a predicted model, not a curated record. Gene Ontology annotation, molecular function: protein binding; RNA binding. NCBI's taxonomy places the organism in Eukaryota, Metazoa, Arthropoda, Insecta, Lepidoptera, Bombycidae. Gene Ontology annotation, cellular component: U1 snRNP; U2-type prespliceosome. Gene Ontology annotation, biological process: mRNA cis splicing, via spliceosome.
UGUGAGCUAAAGUUGUGUACAAGAGGUCCCACCUUGCGUUUUAAUAAUUUGAACUACUACCAUUACAUACAUUACAACAAUUCAUUUUGUGCCUUUCCAACUAUAAUAACAUUUUGUUGCCGACAGUUUACGAUUUAUUAAGUCUAGUUCUUACUUAAAAAAAAUUUAAAAAGCGACAGUAUUUGGUAGCUCAGUCAUGGAGCCACCCAGUGCGGGGACCAGUUCUCCGGGUCUCUUAAACGCGCCUCCUCUUUUACCGCCUCCAAUGCUAAGCGGUAUGCCUCCACCAAUGCCGCCCGCUGUGGCAAUGCCACCAGUGCCUGGGUUACCUCCAAAUAUGGCUACAUUACCACCGCCCAUGGGCUUUCCUCCCAUGUUGCCGCCUCCAUUUUCAAUACCACCGCCAGGAUUCCCUGCAUUCAAACCGGAAUUAAAUGCUCCUGCACCAGAUGUUGCUCCAUCGGCAAAUCAAAGUAGUCCAUGGUCUGAACAUAAGGCCCCUGAUGGAAGAACAUAUUACUAUAAUUCUGUAACCAAACAAAGCUUGUGGGAAAAACCUGACGACUUAAAAACGUCAGCUGAGAAACUAUUAUCUGCUUGUGUAUGGAAAGAAUAUACCACAAAUACUGGCAGACUUUACUAUCAUAAUAUUGAGACAAAGGAGUCCAGUUGGGUAGUACCGAAAGAAUUACAGGAGAUUAAAGACAAAAUUGCUGCUGAAGAAGCUGCUCAGCGCAUUGUGAUGGAAGUAACACCGAGUGAGGUGCCGCUGCCGGCAGAGCCUGCAGGCUCCUCCGCCCUUGACGAAGCUAUGGCUAAAACAUUAGCAGCCAUUGAUACCUCAUUGGCCACAUCCAUACCUGUACCUGACGAAAUAGAACCAGAAGACACAGUUUCAAUUAAUAAUGAAACUCAAGAACAGCCGGAGAUGUUGUACAAAGACAAGAAAGAGGCUAUUGAAGCAUUUAAAGAACUGCUGAAAGAUAAGAAUAUACCCUCAAAUGCAACAUGGGAACAAUGUGUAAAAGUUAUUUCAAAAGACCCACGAUAUGUCACUUUUAAAAAACUCAAUGAAAAGAAACAAGCGUUCAAUGCUUACAAAACUCAAAAAUUAAAAGAUGAAAGAGAGGAACAGAGAGCUCCUCCCAGUGAUAGGAAAAUUAUACGAGCGACUAUUACGCAAACGCCUCUGGGACUUUAUCACCUCGAAAGGCAUCCUGAUCGACGAAUAGUUUGGAUUCCAUGCGAACCACUUGUACAUUCGUUAGUGCACCGCCUCACGGAGCACAUCUUAGUAGGGCUAAAUAGACGCAGGCCCGUCCCCACGAGGGCCCUCUUCUUCGAUAUCGCGAAGGCGUUCGACAAAGUUUGA